AUGAUGGGUACUGAAGUUUCUAGCUCGCCUAAAACCCUCAUCGAUCAGAUUGUGGUUCCUGGUGAUGUUGUUCUCGAUUUAUCAAGCAUGUCCAAUCAGACAAUCAAGCUCGGAAGUGGCCUCCGUCAGGAUAAUGAUGCAAUAUCUGCUAUGAGAGCUGGGAAAUUGAAGUACUCUAAGCCAAAUAAGUACUGGGUGGAGAGUUCUCAUAAAAGGUAUGUACCUCGCCCUGAGGAUCAUGUUCUUGGCAUUGUGGUAGAUUCUAGAGCAGAUAAUUUUUGGGUAGACAUUAAAGGACCUCAACUAGCUCUUUUGCCCGUGCUUGCAUUCGAAGGAGGAACGAGGAGAAACAUACCCAAGUUUGAGGUAGGCACUCUGCUCUAUGUUCGGGUUGUGAAGACAAACACCGGUAUGAACCCGGAGCUGUCCUGUACCGAUGCAAGUGGAAAAGCUGCAGAAUUUGGUCCUUUAAAAGAUGGUUUCAUGUUUGAAACUUCAACUGGUCUAUCAAGAAUGUUGUUGAGUUCACCAACUUGCCCUGUCCUUGAAGUUCUUGGGAAGAAACUAUCGUUCGAGACUGCAAUUGGCUUAAAUGGGAGAGUCUGGGUGAAUGCGGCUGCUCCUCGUACAGUGAUCAUCGUCUCCAACGCGGUGAUGAAUUCUGAAACUUUGAGUGGGACACAGCAGAGAAUCAUGGUAGAGAAAUUGUUGGAGAGAAUUUCAGACUAA
Messenger RNA from Microthlaspi erraticum, 729 nucleotides. The record is from the annotation of a GenBank genome assembly. Lineage: Eukaryota; Viridiplantae; Streptophyta; Magnoliopsida; Brassicales; Brassicaceae.